AUGACGCUGAGUGCUUCUGACGUCUGUGGCAGCGGGGAGUCGACACUCGAUUCGUCCGUUUCACCCGCGGUCACCCCGUCCACGGCCGAACGGCCGAAGCCAUCGUCCAGGCCGGUAGGUGGCGGUGGUGGGGACACGCAGCCCAACGGAGAGCCGUCGGAGAGUGAUGCAUCGCGGGAAACUGAAGACCAGCCCUGGUUCGUGCUCGCCGGAGGAAACGAGGAACGGCGACCCGUCGACGUUGCCUAUAAGUUGUUCAUGGCGCCUUCUGGCCUCUUGGGUGUACGUCCACCAGACGAGGAGCCCGAACCGAAACGCGCGGUCGGCUCUUCAAAGCAUCAGACACCCGAAAACGGCCCGCUUCUUGUCCCUGAGCUGGCCCUUCCAAAGUUGCAAAUUCCCCGAUACGGCCACGUGGCAUGCGUCACUUCCGGUCGCGACGUGCUGCUCGUCGGCGGCAAAGACGGACACACGGUCCUUAAUUCAGUUGAGCGACUCGAGGAGACAGAAGGGCGGUGGGUGUCGAUGCCUUCGCUACACUUUGCGCGCGCACACCACGCUGGAUGCGCGGUAUCGGGAGGUCGGGCUGUCGUUCUCGGCGGCGAGAACGACAAGGGCGUUCUCAAGUCCGUCGAGCUCUACCACCCAGUGAAGCGGAACUGGAUCAACCUGGCUCCUAUGCAGCACCAGCGUCACUCUUUCGGCGCCGUGGCGAUCGGCGCAAACAUCUUUGCACUCGGAGGUCGUGACGCAGCUGGAGACCACGGCCGGGUGCUGAAGACCGUCGAAGGCCUCUCGCUCGCCCCUCUGGCUUCUCCCGCGUGCUCCAGAAGCUCGAGUGUCGCGACGGCUCCCGGAUCGCCUGCGGGCGUGCCGACGGAGACCCAGUCGCGGGGCGCGUCUGGCCCCGGCGCCCAGACACCGCAGAAGACUGCGACUGAUCGCGCGGACUCGUCGGGCCUCGGCUCGACUCGGCAGGGCUCUGUCGGCGAAGGCGGGACAACUCACGGAGCGGGAAGCGCCGCUGUGGAGGGAUGGAGGAGUUUGCCCUCGAUGAAAAACGGACGGGCCAGCUUCGGCGUGGCGCAGUACAAAGGCGUGAUCUUCUGUGCAGGUGGAACCAACGGCGUGAAGCCGCUCUCGUCCGUCGAGAUGUUUGACAGCAGCACGAACGAAUGGUUUCAGCUCCCAAGCCUCAACGAAGCUCGCAUCGGUCCGGUCUGCUUCGUGUGGCUGAAAGGGCCCGAGCGAAGGCCCCACCUGUGCGUCGCGGGGGGACGGCAAAGCAGUCUCCAUCCGGUGUUUCAGUCGGCGGAGAUUCUCGACCUCCUGCCGCUGCUUCCUCGGAACGACGAGGACGGAACUGACAAGACAGAAGGCACAGGCCAGGGAGGCUCCGACGGCGAGAAAAAGAGACAGCCAGAGGGUGGGGAGAAGCUGCGGCGCGAGACGGAGAUACCCCCAGCCCAGUGGAUCCUCGUCAGUCCCGUUGGAGUCAAGCUAUGCUGGCAGCAGGCUGCAGGCGUCGUCUCCAGAUGUUGGAAGGAUUUGAGGGGCGACGCAGUUCUGCAAAGAGAAGUGAUGAGUCGAAAUCUAGAGGAAGCGGAGGAGGAGUCUUCAGACGCAGACGAACGACCGCCGCUUCCGAAAACGCGCGUCUUUCGCAGCAACAGUUCAAGCAGCACGGCCAGCGUCAACGCGGCGCCUUCGGAAGCUCCAGACCGUCACGGUGCAUGCGCGGGCGACAAAGGGCCCUCCAAGGUGCAAAUGCUUCGGCAGAAAAUCGAGUCGCAAGCGGCAGAGCGCCAGGCAGCCGCGGCAAAGAAGACUGGCACGGCGGGGGCGGGUGUCGGAGGCAUCGCGGGCGUCGGAGGGAAACACGAAGUCGUCUACGACCCUCUCGAGUGGUUUGAAAGCUGA
Molecule: messenger RNA, 1920 nt
Organism: Neospora caninum
Lineage: Eukaryota; Apicomplexa; Conoidasida; Eucoccidiorida; Sarcocystidae
Product: putative kelch motif domain-containing protein
Exons: 7
Coding region: 1-1920 (639 amino acids)
Molecular function (GO): protein binding
Source: RefSeq, a predicted model, not a curated record